AUGGAAGGGAAGAAAAGAUUGGAUCUUAGAUUUCAUCACUCAGUAUCAUCACAAUCUUUGGAAUCAUCUGCAUUUGAUUUGGAUAAAAAUGGUCACAACCAUUUUAAAACGGCGCCGCUUCAACCGUUUCCAUCGGGCGGUCAGCAUCCUGAAACCAGUGCUGCUGCUUACUUCUCUUGGCCUACUUCAAGUCGAUUGAACGAUUCAGCGGAAGACAGAGCAAACUAUUUUGCAAAUCUUCAGAAAGGUGUUUUGCCUGAGACUUUUGAUGGUUUGCCUACAGGAAAAAAAGCUACUACAUUGCUCGAGUUGAUGAUGAUUAGAGCGUUCCAUAGUAAGAAUUUAAGGAGGUUUAGCCUCGGUACAGCUAUUGGAUUUCGGAUUCGACGUGGUAUUUUGACAGAUAUAGCGGCUAUUCUUGUCUUUGUUGCUCGGAAAGUUCACAAGCAAUGGCUUAAUCCUCUUCAGUGUUUACCUACAGCCUUGGAGGGUCCUGGAGGAGUUUGGUGUGACGUAGAUGUUGUUGAGUUUCAAUAUUAUGGUGCCCCUGCGCAAACUCCUAAAGAACAGGUGUAUACAGAGCUUGUUGAUGAUCUGAGAGGAAGUGGUUCGUCUAUUGGAUCUGGUUCACAGGUGGCUAGCCAAGAGACAUAUGGAACAUUAGGUGCUAUUGUAAAGAGUAAAACAGGUAUCAGACAGGUUGGUUUCCUAACAAACCGGCAUGUUGCAGUUGAUUUAGACUACCCGAGCCAGAAGAUGUUUCAUCCAUUGCCACCUAGCCUUGGACCUGGAGUCUACUUGGGUGCAGUGGAAAGAGCUACAUCAUUCAUCACCGACGACCUUUGGUAUGGCAUUUUCGCUGGAACUAACCCAGAAACAUUUGUUCGAGCCGAUGGAGCCUUCAUUCCAUUCGCUGAGGACUUCAAUAUGAACAAUGUAACCACAACUGUCAAAGGGAUUGGUGAAAUUGGUGAUAUCCAUGUUACUGAUUUGCAGUCUCCAAUUAACAGUCUCAUAGGAAGAAAGGUGGUUAAAGUUGGGAGAAGCUCUGGUUUGACCACAGGGACCAUAAUGGCUUACGCAUUGGAAUACAAUGACGAGAAAGGGAUAUGUUUCCUAACCGAUUUUCUUGUUGUUGGUGAAAACCAACAGACUUUUGAUCUUGAGGGUGAUAGUGGAAGCCUUAUUCUCUUGGCUGCGGGUGAUGGGAAGAAUGAGAAACCGCGACCUGUUGGAAUUAUUUGGGGUGGAACAGCUAACCGGGGACGGUUGAAGCUAAAAGUGGGGGAACAACCUGAGAAUUGGACAAGUGGAGUUGAUCUUGGCAGAGUUCUUAACCUUCUUGAGCUUGAUCUCAUCACUUCCAAUGAAGGUCUUCAAGCUGCUGUGCAAGAACAGAGACACGGUAUUAUGUGUACAGCAGUUGAUUCAAUGGUCGUGGAAUCAUCUCCCGGCGUGUGCAAGCCGUCAAGGUGUAAAACGGGUGAGAACUUUGAGCCUAUUAACUUGAAUGUUCAGCAAGUUCUCCAAGAAGAAGACAACUCAAAUAUUCAUCCAGAGUUCCAAAUAGAAGAUGUGUUGGAAUCAGCGGCUGUGAUCGAAGAACAUCAGUUCAUUCCAAGUUCAAGCAACAACAGAUCCCCACUUCAUCAGAAAACCAACGGGAAAGAGAAUCUUGAAUCCAAGAACCUGUCUUCUCUAAAGGCUAGUGACUCGGGUGAUGAGAUUGGAUUUUCUUUGCAGUUAGGUGAGUCAGAUGCAAAGAAAAGAAAGCGAACUGAUUCACCGGAUGGUCCUCAAGAAUCUUGA
This is a messenger RNA of Arabis nemorensis, 1809 nucleotides long. Lineage: Eukaryota; Viridiplantae; Streptophyta; Magnoliopsida; Brassicales; Brassicaceae. The record is from the annotation of a GenBank genome assembly.